CGCAUUCACACCCGCGCUCGCAGGCGAGGCGCCCCCGAGAGCCAAGGAAUUUGUUCGGACUGCCACUCGGCUUCGUGAAUGUGUUGUUCUGUCAGUUGCUCCCGCGGGAGGUGUGCAGAAAUGCCUCUUGCGGGGAGGAGGGUGCGUGGCAAUUUCGGAGGACCUUGCCCUUCCUGUAAGUGUGUCAGCCUUUUCUCUCGACGCGGAUUCGACGCGAAUUCGGUUUGGACGCAUGGAUUCGGGAAGGAGUCCAGGGUGCUUCGGCUUGAAUGGCGACGCGAUGGGACAGACAAUGCGCCCCGAAGAUGCAACAUGAACAUGGGAUGGGAGGACACGAGGUGGAAAUCAAGGAGCAGGGGCGCGCCUGAUCUAAGGCGAUCCCCUCUGUUUCCGUGUCCAACGUCAGCUUCUGGAGCAUCGGGGUAUUGGAUGCGACCAUCCGGGACAUCGUCCUGCCAUGGUACGGGUGGGCGUUGCACCGCUGCCUCUUCGGGCGCAUCGAGAAUCAGCCGCUGGCUGGUGUACCCUUUCGAGCCAUCAACGGAGCGUACAAGUCUGCGCUUGCCGAGCUGGUCUCCGUCGUCGAAGGCCUCGGCUUUCCCUACGUCCCCAUCCAGGGCACGCUGAUCUCGCUGCUGCGCUACGGCGACUUCCCCGCAGGCUUGCUGAGUGGCGGUAAAGAGGAUGUGGUGGACAACGAUGCCGAGCUGAUGAUUCUUCUCGAUCCUGAGCUCGAUCACUCGAGAGGUCGGCGCGCUGAUCUCGCUCGGCCUGGAGGCGCUGGACUGGCCCCCGUGCGAGAACUCGCACUUCCGGAAGAUGGUGUGCUUCAGCCUGCGGCACAGGUUCCCCUGCAAGCUGGAGCUCUACUUCUACGCGGUGCACGCCGGCCAGGGCAGCCCCGCAGUCAGCCCCACCGCUGCUUCCCCGACGGCCGCUGCGCCUUCGACCCCGGGGCGUCCCCGCUCCAGCGCUGGGGCGGGCAGCUGCCCGUGGACGUCGUGUUCCCCCUGCGGCAGUGCCGCCUCGGGAGCCCCGGCGCCCGCGUGAGCUGCCCGAGCAGGCCGGUGGAGAUGCUGCAGGGCUGGAACAGCAACGCGUACGUGCAGGCCAAGUCCGACUCGUGCCUGGCGCUGCCGGUGCUGUCCAGGGCCCGCGCCUACAGCGACUCGCGCAACGAGCGCCUGAUGCAGGAGGGGCUCUCUCCCGGCGACGUCCGCCUGCUGCGCGGCUAUCUGUGCGCGCUCUCUUCACGCCCAGGGGCUCGCGUCUUUUCAUGAGCAUCUGGGGGACGAGGCCUGCGUAAAGCGGCAGCGGCAGAUCGAGACGGGCGGCGCCCACGCGGGUCUCUCCCAGCUCUAGCGGUCGGCCCUGGCCUGCUGGAUCGCGGCGCGGCCCUGCGGCAGACAAAACGAAAAGAGCGGCCACACAGAACUGAGCUACCCCAGGCUUGAUUUCCUCGGCGCAUCUUCAGGAUAGUACGACCUAUAAUGUCUUCAGAUCUUCGAGCGCGCGACGCAUCUCCCAUGGAUUCGACGAGAGAAGAAGCUCUGAGGCAAAUCAAGUAUGUAGUCGACCCCCUACUGGAAUGCUGUUGUCUGCGUCGAAGGGAAAGGCGCAUUCGAUUGCACCCUUGGUGCUCCGCGUAGCUACAACGCUCGUCCUGGCAGUUGUCCUGGCAUUUCGCGACUUGGUUGCUCAGCACGACGCAGCACAUUCUAGGGCAGCCUUGACGGGAUAGUUGCAAGCUACGUCACGUUGUUGCAGCCGUCCGGAAUCUUUCUAGUAUACCGACUGUCGUUGCAGACUAGCGACUAG
This is a messenger RNA of Prorocentrum cordatum, 1818 nucleotides long. Lineage: Eukaryota; Dinophyceae; Prorocentrales; Prorocentraceae. The record is from the annotation of a GenBank genome assembly.